UAGCAUUUCAGUGCCUGUAAGGGCUAACACAUCCAAUCUUUCCCAUUUAGCAUAUCCUGUGCUUUUUUACAGUUGAUCGGUAUUUUCAGAAUGUGAGACACGAAUCUUCAUGUAAUGCGAUGUCUACUUCAUAUUUAGUCAAUGGCAUGACGACAAGUAAGUACUUGGAAUUGGCCGAAAUUGUUAAAGAAGAACCGCCAACGAAUAGGGAAUUUCAAUCCCUCCUCGAUAUCUUUUUUAAAAUCUCUUGUACCCGCUUAUCGAUAUUCUCUGCAUUAAUUAGGAAAACGUUUUACACGUCAAUUUAGUGAUUCGGCAAAAGAAAUUGAAACAACAAGGAAGUGAAACGCAAUGCAAGAAAGAAGAAAUGUAACUAAAUAAGAUGCACAGUACGAACAAUCGUUAGCUAGCGGGAAUUGAGUUGAUUCGUCCCACCAUCUUGAACUAUACCAUACUUUAUCGUUUGCUAAAUACUCCGUCGAAGGAGGGAACUGUCAGUAUAUGUAUACAUACAUCUGCGAAUUUGCAUUACGCGUGCCUUUCCACUUUCGAACCUCGGUCAAAAGAGGUACAGACUAAAUUUUGAAUUUUGACAUAGUUCUUGCUGUAUCCGCCGAUUAAAAUAGUGAAUUAACUUUUAUAAAAGAACACUAACUCUGCCGAAAAUUACUCGAUAAUCUGUACGACUUGUAUAAUAAAUUUCACGAAAAUUGCAACCUGCAAAACGGUGAUCAUCAGAAAGAUUUUCAAUGGUAUGAAAAGAGCAUCAGCUUAACAAUACGACACAAUAGAGAUCGUUCGACUAGUCUGAAAAAGAGUCUACAGCCUUCAAGAAAAUAUUUUUCCAUGCAGCAACAGUGGAAAACAGUUUUGCAGUGAAAUAUACCUUUGCAGUAAAAAUAAUGCAGAUAGCUCUAAAAACAUGAAAUACUCAAUGUUGCAAGAACAAGAAUACGGGGUAGGUUUACCUCAGAGUCGCUUGUCCAAUGAAAUGAACGAAUCUAUAUUAGUCAAUGUAGAUACCAUGGAAUUUGGAAACAAUUCUUUCCAAAAUCUCGAGGAAACCUCUGUUGUAUCUAAUCUUCCUCUUUUAUUUGCCAAUGGACAUCCAACAUCAUUGGAAAAAAUUACUUUGGAACAGUUAGAAUGUUUUGUUACAUUCAUGGUUAAAUGCUCCUUGGGUUAUGACACUAACAAAGUGAUCAGUGAACCAAGGUGGUGGCCAAAAGAAGUUAAAUUUUCAAAUCCUUUAACAAGACCUAAAAGAGUAAAUGAUAAUUGGAUGGCCAAUCUAAAAAAAUUAGUAUUCAGAUGUUAUACAUAUCAUAGAAGUGAAUAUCUCUUACGUUUUUGUUCGUACCUUGCACGAUAUCCACAAGAAGAUUUACAAUAUGUUAGCAAUUGGGACUCUACAACAAGUUUAUAUCACAAAACUACUGGAAAAUUAUUGGUGACAUUUCGAAAUGAAAAUAUGAAUUACGACAAAAGAUAUGAAAAUUCACGAAAGAAGUUAUUAUCUUGUAGUGGAGUAAUGUCUUCCUACAAUGCUAAAUCAAAACAGCAAGAGCAUUCCAUUAUGGUUGAACAUACAUCAGCAGGAGAUAUCUAUCUAUGUGACAAUUGUGAUGCUGAAUUUAUAGGCCUAGAAAAAAUGAAGGAACAUGAAAGUAUAUGUUAUGAACAAGAGCAUAACGGAGGUAAUUCACGAUCUAUAACUCCAGAUUCUUUAAUUGUAGAACCUGAGUUAAGGCAAGAUCAAUUUUUGGAAUAUUUUCAUUUGUGUUCGGUACAAUCCGAAUCAAAAUCGAAAUCAGUUGAAACCAACAAUGGUGCUACAAUUAAUAACAAUAGUAGUAAUAAUAGUAAUAAUAACGUUAUUAGCCGCACUUCCCGCCGUGUUCGAGGAUCUAUAAAUUUUACGAGAUUUGCGACUAUUCCUUUUUCUUCUCCUGCUGGUAUAUUAUUAGCUAAAGCUAAAAAGUCAAAAGCAAUGACAGAAGAAACGCAACAAGAAAGAUUAGAAAGGAUAGAAAGACAUCUUAUUGCUCCUGUCUUGAAUAGUUCGACCAAACCAAAGUGGUUCGGUGCGGAUGUUGAUCAUAAUAGGUGGAAUGUUACAUAUAAGCCAAAUCGGGAAAAAGUGGCUUGUGAUUAUGUGCAUCAAUACAAAUUUAUAAAUUCUGUUAGAAAAAAACCAAUGUUGAGCAUAAAAUCGCAAUUACUAUAUAUUGUUUGUCGACCUGUUUUUGUUAUUUUAAAACGAUUAACUCAAGAACAAAUACAUGAUCUUAAACAAAAUCCAUCAAAAUAUCGGUGUCUUGUCCCAAAUGUUUCGAUUGAUAACAGGAAAAUGAUAACGAAAGAUGAUAAAAGAACGAGACCGAAUGUUUCUUCGAAACGUAAAGCUCCGAGUGAUGAAAGUGACACGAACGCAAUGGAAGAAAACGUAGAAAAGGUAGCUUGUAAUAAAAUUAACAAUGUAGAAUUAACUGAGUUUGAAAGUACAAGUUCUUGUGAUGGAAAUAAUACGACUGCCAUUCAUUCAAUUAAAGAGACCACAUUGUGCGCAAAAUCGUCGGAAGCAAUUGCGGUGAUCGACCUUUGCUCUUCAGACGAGGAAGAAAAUAUAUGUAUCCCUGCAUCUUCAAACGAAAAUAAAGAUUCGAUAAAUUCUGUAUCUAAAGAUGUAGCAGAUUCGUUGUUAGAAAAAUUUUCUUCUUUCUUUUAAUUUCAAUUAAGAAGUGAAUGGCUAUCGAAUAAUAUUUUAAAUAACAAUUCUGAAAAUUAUACAAGUAUCAUAGUACAAUGUACAAAUUUAUCCCCGAAAUCUUAGACCAGCAGCAAAGUUAUAAUUAUUUGAUACAUAAUAUCCAUCGUAUACGCGUUAUUUGUCGUUAUUUGUCAUUAUUUGUCAUAAUAUUUAUUAUUUCAAUUUUAUAUGAUCAUAAAAUGUGUA
This is a messenger RNA of Frieseomelitta varia, 2956 nucleotides long. RefSeq lists its product as uncharacterized. The coding region runs from base 923 to 2728 and encodes 601 amino acids. NCBI's taxonomy places the organism in Eukaryota, Metazoa, Arthropoda, Insecta, Hymenoptera, Apidae. The record is from RefSeq and is a predicted model, not a curated record. The transcript has 8 exons.